AUGAGUUCCCACCAGCAGAAGCAGCCCUGCACCACUCCCCCCCAGCUUCAGCAGCAGCAGGUGAAACAGCCCUGCCAGCCUCCACCCCAGGAACAAUGUGCCCUCAAAACCAAGGAGCCAUGCCACCCCAAGGCUCCAGAGCCCUGCCACCCCAAGGCUCCAGAGCCCUGCCACCCCAAGGCUCCAGAGCCCUGCCACCCCAAGGUUCCUGAGCCAUGUCUCCCAACGGUCACUCCAGCGCCAGCUCAGCAGAAGACCAAGCAGAAGUAAUGGGGUCCAUAGCCAAGCAAGCCCUUGGGGAGCCAACCACCGGAUGCUGAAUCCCCUCUCCCAUUCUGCUUCUGUGUCUUACUUACAAUUAGCAUGCUGUCACCCUGAGUCAUACCUUCCCUCUUUGCACCCUCUACAAGAUUUCCCUCCCAUUGCUCUAGAGGGCUCUGAGCCUCUGAAUGAUGCUGAGAGUCUCACUGGCUGAGCUACUCUUUUAAGUGCUCAGGGCUCAUCUAAAGAGGGGCCUGGGGAUCAAGUGGAUCUUUCCUGCCUUCUCCCCAUUAAACCACU
This is a messenger RNA of Mirounga angustirostris (Northern elephant seal), 561 nucleotides long. RefSeq names its product cornifin-B. The transcript has a single exon. The coding region runs from base 1 to 270 and encodes 89 amino acids. The record is from RefSeq and is a predicted model, not a curated record. NCBI's taxonomy places the organism in Eukaryota, Metazoa, Chordata, Mammalia, Carnivora, Phocidae.